Molecule: messenger RNA, 921 nt
Organism: Ostreobium quekettii
Lineage: Eukaryota; Viridiplantae; Chlorophyta; Ulvophyceae; Bryopsidales; Ostreobiaceae
Source: the annotation of a GenBank genome assembly
AUGCUGCACAGCGCCUUGAGGCGGGUGUGCACCCUCGGGCUCUCGCGGCUGGGCCGCGCCUGCAGCGGCUCCCUGGCGGACGCGCAGACUCGAUUGAGGACAUGCCUCCCCGACGUCCAGAUUGGAUGUUUCGACCAUUGUGGCGGCAUGCGCCAUUGCGCGAGGGGCUUCGCGUCCGCGGGCGCGGAGGCUGCUGGCGGAAAGAAAAAGAAUGGUGCAGAAGAAAAGAGAAAGCAGGAUGGAGUUGAGGCGGAGAAGGGGGAAGAGGCCGAAUCAGGAGCUCUGGGUGGCGAAGGUGCGGCGUCGCAGGGCGCGAAGGGCGGUGAUGGCGACGCCGCAGCCGGCGCGAGCGCGUCUGGCGAUGGCGCCGAGGCGGAGGGGCCUUCGCAGGCAUCUGGAGAGGAUGGGGACGGUGGGAGGGAGGGCAUCGACGCCGGGGAGGAGCAGGAGCUGCGAGAGGAGCUGCGGCUGAAGACGCGCGAAAUGGAUGCCCUGCAGGAGAAGGUGGAGGAGCUGCAGGACAAGCAUUUGAGGGCAUACGCCGAUCUUGAGAACAUGAGGCAGAGAGCUGCACGGCAGUCUGAAGUGACAAAGAAAUAUGCCGUCCAGAAUUUUGUGAAGGACUUGUUGGAGGUGGCGGAUACUCUGGAACGUGCCACGGAGACCAUUCCUCCUGAAUUCAGCAACAUCGAGGAGCAGCCAUCUACGGGCGACGACGACCAGCUGAAGAUGGUGUUCAAGGGGCUGUUGGAUGGCGUGAGGCUCACUGACAAGAUGCUCGUUCAGGUUUUCCAGAAGAAUGGUGUGGAAAAGUAUAGACCUGUCAAUGAGCACUUUGACCCACAUCUGCACAAUGCCCUUUUCGAACUGGAAGACCCAGAGAAAGAGCCAGGCACCAUCGCCGUCGUUUCCAAGGUAUGA